GGGCGGAGCGCGAGGGGCGGCCAGGGCCGCGGCGCCUCUUUGGAGGAAGCGGAGGCAGCGGGAGGAGCAGGUGGGACCUCGGGGCUGCUUUGCCUGUCGUCCCUCUGGGUCCCGGCCGUCACCCGGGGGUCCGCGAGGCCUCGGUGACCCUCGGCUCCGGGCGCGGGGCGGGCGGCGGCACCGGGCCCAUGGCCCCCGCGGCGGCGCCGUCUUCCUUGGCCGUCAGAGCCUGGAGCCCGGCCGCGGUCCCCAGCGCGUACGCGGCCUUCUGCAAGGGGCUCUCCCGCACGCUGCUCGCCUUCUUCGAGCUGGCCUGGCAGCUGCGCAUGAACUUCCCGUACUUCUACGUCGCGGGCUCGGUGAUCCUCAACAUCCGCCUGCAGGUACACAUUUAAAGCCGGGACUAAGCUGCGGGACUCCGGAGCCGGCAUGAUGGCCGACUCCCAGGCGCCCCCGCGGCGUCGCGGAGCUGAGGGCGACGAACCCGGCGGUCUCGCGAGAGUGACCGGCGCACUGCGCGCCUGCGCCCUGGGCUCCCUGCCGAGCUCCCCGGAGGGUGGCGGACGGGCGGGCGACGGGGACUAGGGAGAGCAAGUGCGCGAUGGCGGCGGCGGAGGACCACCGUCAACACCCGCGAAAAUGUUUAAGAAGCUGUGCAUCCUUGAAACAAACGCUGGACGAUUUUCAGGAUGUGACAAAGGACACAGGAUGCAUUAGUAAAAGAAAGGAUAAAAUUUCCAGUUAAAAAAAAAAAUCACUAAACGUUGGGAAUGUUGGAUUGGAAGGAAGACUUGAAUGAGGCAGAAGCUGAAGGUACAAAGGUUCGGAUGUGGAAGGCAUGUUUUUCAUCAUCCCACAAUAGAAAACAAUGAUAUAAUCAGAAUCUUUCAGUGAAAAACAAAACAAAACUCUGCAGGAAAAGGAUCCGCCAAACACCAGCCAUAAAAUGCUGCAUGAUUUUGAACAAAUGGUGGGAGUGCAAAAAAAGGGACUCUCUUUCAAAUGUCCGUAUGAGCAGUUCGGGGAUCAAGACCUUGGAGCCAAAGACAAGGGAAUCCAGUCAUAGCUCAGAACUUGGCUGUUCAGUGAAUAACGUUUAAAUAAUCAUAACAAUGCAAGUGGUGUUUAUGGUUUUCAUGUUUUAAGGGAAUACUCAAUUAUGGUUGCAAAGUAAAAUACAGAUGUGAUGUGAUGUGAUGUAAAAAUACAGGUGACAAGUGGGAAGGUUGAAGGAGGGAGAAGAAAGUGAAUGGGACGGUUCUAGUGUCCUUAUAAAGUGAGAAAUUAAGAGAUAUACUCUGCUGUUGAGGGGGCAAAAGACAUUUUAUUACUCACAGGGUAGCCAUAAGGUUUCUAAAACAGUAACAUCAUUAUAUUAAAGAAGGAGGGUGCUAAGGGAGAACAGCAUGAAGUUAAAAGGAAAUGCUAAAGAUGGAGAGCUCAGGUGGGAUGUGUCAAAAAGGAAAACUGAUAAAGUGCCUGGUGUAUUUGAAUAUAGACCUCAGAUUUUUCGUUUUUCAGAGAAUCUGGGGAUGAAUUAGAGUUCUGCAGGUUUUACAAAAUUGAGAAAACAAGACAGGUAAUUAUGAACCCAGAAAAAAUAAAAAAAUUCAAAAACUACACUGCAUACCUCAAAUGUGAAAAAUACCAGUCGUGUAAAUUAGUUAAAAAUAUGUAAGUACUGAAUACUGAUUUAACAAGAAGUAAUUAUGUAACACUAGGAAGAUGGGAGAGGAGAGACAGGUGUGUAAUGGUGGUGAAUCGAUCAAGAUCUAAUAAUUAAAAGUCUAGAAAAAGCAAUAUAAACAUGUUUUCCAGAAAAGACUACAAUUAGAAACAGCUGAGAGUUAAAAGUGGUCUCAGGAGAAAGGAAAUCAGGAAUGGGUAGAGAAAAGGCAAAGGCUUGCUGUUUUUCACUACCACUCUAACAGUAUUAUUUCUUUUUAACUAUGUAUAUGUUUUUCUUUGAUUAAAAACUAAAUGUUUUAAUUUUUAAAA
Molecule: messenger RNA, 1998 nt
Organism: Cynocephalus volans (Philippine flying lemur)
Lineage: Eukaryota; Metazoa; Chordata; Mammalia; Dermoptera; Cynocephalidae
Gene: SMIM10L1
Product: small integral membrane protein 10 like 1
Exons: 1
Coding region: 189-395 (68 amino acids)
Source: RefSeq, a predicted model, not a curated record